Molecule: messenger RNA, 1713 nt
Organism: Marasmius oreades (fairy-ring Marasmius)
Lineage: Eukaryota; Fungi; Basidiomycota; Agaricomycetes; Agaricales; Marasmiaceae
Exons: 11
Coding region: 1-1713 (570 amino acids)
Source: RefSeq, a predicted model, not a curated record
AUGAGCACUCUCGACUGGAAAAUACUUGCUGCGCAAAAAAAGGCUCGUCAAUUGACAUCGGUCCCCAAAGAAUGGCUAGCCCGGCUUACCAGUAAUUUUCCUGUCCAAACCGACCUCGAUGUCACUUCAUAUGCCAGUACCUGCGGUUUACUCGACGGCCGGGAAUUGGAUAUCACCCAUUCCGAUGUCGAAACUCUGCUUCCCAAGCUCUCUGCUGGCGAAUGGACUGCUGUAGAAGUCACGACAGCGUUUUGCAAAAGAGCCAUCGUCGCGCAACAGCUUACAAACUGCUUGACCGAGAUAUUCAUAGAUCGUGCUCUAGCACGUGCAGCGGAACUCGAUGAACACUACAAGAAAACCGGGAAAGUCGUUGGUUUACUACAUGGUCUUCCUGUCUCGCUCAAAGAUCAGGUCAACAUCAAGGGACUUGAGUCUACGAUUGGAUACGUUUCUUAUAUCAAUAAAUUUGCCGAUCGUGACGCUGUGUUGGCGGAAAUAUUGGAGGCAGAAGGCGCAGUACUGUACGUAAAGACGAACGUCCCACAGACACUCAUGUGGUCCGAAACACACAACCACAUCUUUGGAAGAACGUUGAAUCCCUACAACCGCUCCUUGGCUGCAGGGGGAUCCUCUGGUGGAGAAGGAGCUCUCAUCGCAUUGAGAGGAUCACCUUUAGGUGUGGGUUCUGACCUCGCUGGAUCCGUUAGAAUCCCUUCAGCUUUCUGUGGCAUUUACGGCUUACGGCCAUCGACGGGACGAAUUCCCUACAGCGGAUGCGCCAAUUCCAUCGAGGGUCAAGAUUCCCUAUUGUCAGUUCUCGGUCCGAUGUCGAACUCCAUCGCCGGUCUGAGGUUGUUCAUGAAAACCGUCGUUAAUGCAAAACCUUGGACAAAAGACCCGUUGGGAGCUUGUAAACGCUGGAGCGAGGAAGAGUAUCAAUUAGCGGACCAUGGCGGCGGGAAGCAGCUAUGUUUUGCUGUUUUAUGGGACGAUGGUAUUGUAGCUCCCCACCCUCCGAUCCUUCGAGGGUUGGAGAUGACAAAGGAAGCGUUGAUUAGGGCUGGACAUAAGGUCAUUGACUGGGUACCACUGAAGCAUGAGGAGAUUUGCGAGUGUGCUGUACGUAUCUACACUGCUGGUUCAAAGGAAGACUUUGAAGUCGUGACCGCGGUGACUGGCGAGCCGAUCAUCCGUAGUAUGUUUCCGGAGACGGUGGACACGCCCAGUGUCCAUGAUUAUAUAGGACAAGGAAUCUCUGCGUAUCAGCUUUGGCAAGUGCAGAAGAAAAGAAGAGAUCUGCGAGAAGAGUAUCUUCGACAUUGGCAAGAUACUAUCACGAUUACUGGCACAGGUCGACCAGUGGAUGCCAUUAUAUCUCCAGUAGCGCCUGUUGCUGCACCCCCUCAUGGUCAUGGACGAACUAUGAACCGGGCGUACUAUACGAUGGUUUUCAAUGUUCUCGACUACUCGGCACUCGCGAUUCCUGUUUCAAAGGUCAGCCAACGACUCGACGUUCAAAGGGAACGACAAACGUUUUUCAAUGAUCACGACAAGGCUCACCAUGACAGCUACAACCCAGCGACGUUCGCCAACGCUCCGAUUGCAAUCCAAGUAGUUGGACGAACGAUGCAAGAAGAGGCCGUGCUGGCGAUGUCAGAGAUCGUAGAUGCCGCUUUGAAAGCCUCUCAAAGAUCAAGUACUACCAAACUGUAA